This is a messenger RNA of Microdochium trichocladiopsis, 864 nucleotides long. Its product is annotated as fumarylacetoacetate hydrolase family protein. The coding region runs from base 1 to 864 and encodes 287 amino acids. Gene Ontology annotation, molecular function: acetylpyruvate hydrolase activity. NCBI's taxonomy places the organism in Eukaryota, Fungi, Ascomycota, Sordariomycetes, Xylariales, Microdochiaceae. The record is from RefSeq and is a predicted model, not a curated record. The transcript is spliced from 3 exons.
AUGUCCUCCUUCCGCCGCCUCAUUCGUUUCAUAGCCACGGAAGAUGGCCAGUCCUACUUUGCCGAUCUCGGCACGGUCGCUUGUGAUCUGCCACCGCCAGGAACCAGCGUCACCGCCGCCUCUACAACAAUCCAGGGGCUCGCCAGCCUCUCCGCCGCCGACAAGGCCAGAACACUCACAGUGGCCUCCCUGCUGCCCCCUCUGCCCCGAGACGGGGUGCCAAUCUACUGCGUCGGUCUCAACUACCGCAGCCAUGCCAAGGAGGCAAAGCUGAAUAUCCCAUCAUGCCCACCGCUCUGGACAAAGCCGGCCACGAGUCUGGCCAGUCCCGGCGAAGACAUCCCAGUCAACGACUUUUGCGCCAAGAGUCUGCUGGACUACGAGGGCGAGCUCGUCUUCGUCACAUCCCGCGACGCCAAAGAUAUCUCGGUCGCCGAGGCCAAGGAUUACAUCCUGGGCUACACCGUUGGCAACGACCUCUCGUGCCGCAAAUACCAGCUGGCCCAGAACUCGGGAGGCCAGUUCUUCUUCGCCAAGGCAUUUGACAAGUUUGCCCCCAUCGGGCCUACGCUCAUCAGUCCAGAGAUCUUUGGCGAUGUGUCCAAGCAUACUCUCGUGACACGCGUCAAUGGCGAGGUGAGGCAGACGGCGGAAUUCUCUGGGGAUCUUAUUUUCAAACCGGCGCAGAUUCUGAGCCAUAUGAGUCAAGGCACGACGAUUCCUGCGGGCACUGCGGUCAUGACGGGCACGGCAGCAGGUGUGGGCGCCUUCAUGACGCCCAAGACGUUCCUACAGGACGGCGACGUGGUCGAGGUGGAGAUGGACGGCGUGGGCAAGCUGAGCAAUAGAAUUGUGUUCAAGUGA